AUGGGCUCGGCGGACGCCAUCUGUCUUCGGCCUUUGCUAAUCGAAGACUUGGCCGCCCAUCGCGUCGUCGACGUGUCUGCGGGCGACACGCACUGUCUCGCCCUCACCGACGAACAUCUCGUCUUCGCUUGGGGCACUAACAGCAUGGGGCAGUGCGGGCAGGGGCACAGCUCCAGUCCGGUGACGAGACCGCUGAAGGUCGUCGGAUUGGAGGGGGUGCGACGACCCCACGUGACCAAACACAAGCCCUUCUGUCUGGACCUGCACGAGCGCACGUUCGGCUUCCUGAAGACGUUCCUGGACAAGUACGCGGACACGUUCUCCUACGAAUCGCCGCCUCGGCCCUUCGAGACCGCCGAAGAACACCACAAGUUCGUCCUGAUGGUGUUGAAGUUGCUCUGCACCCAUUUGAAUUUGUGCAUCAACGGGAAUUUGAACACGGGUGUGCUGAAUGCGCACGCCAAAGCUCUCAGGACGGUGCUUUUUAGAGAAGUCCUCAACAUCGGCGCUCCCCUACUUCUACCUCUGUUGAACGAACGCGUCGAAUUCCUGCAAUCGCACCUGUCUAGCGGCCAGCAGCUGUCGCAAGGCCAACAGAUGCUGUUGGCCAUCAUCCUCAACAGUUUGGAAGAUCCCGGACACGUGGCAGCGCUGUUGGGUUUGGAAUUGUUGUACAACGUGCUGCUGGAAUCGGUGACCGGAGCUAUGCUGUUCAAAAUACUGAAUUCUUUGUUGUUGAUGCCCACUUCGUACGUGAAGAAAUUGUACCCUGCGAUUUUGGAACUUAUGGAUCCUUUGGAUAGGUUCAAUCAGCUUUUGCCGGCUGAAUUGCUGAUGCAUAGCGAAAAAGAUUCGUCCAAUGGAUUCGAACAUAAAUCAAGAUCGAAAAGAUUGAGGGAACCUCCUCCAGAGCCUGAAAACGACGUAGACUCUGAUGACUUCGACGAGAGAGACAACGAUCUAGAUGCGAACCAUGUGCCACCUGGUUUUCUGAGCCCCUCAGUUGUCGAAUAUUUGGAGCUGGGAAAAUCCAUACCAGGCCGACCCGGAGCAGACUAUCCAGUUCUAGGCACGGUGCCUUACACGAACUUUUACUGCGACGAGCAGCCGUUUCCGGGCUUCUACGCGGACCCGGAAACCAGAUGCCAGAGUUGGCACUACUGCGACAUUGACGGACGACAGACGACGUUCCUGUGUCCGAACGGCACGCAGUUCAGCCAAUUGGUGUUCGUCUGCGAUUGGUGGUUCAACGUCAGAUGCGAUUUGAGCGAAAAGUUAUACGUUAUAAAUAGCAGACUCUACGGAAGGCCAAAAGAGGACCCUACCAGACCUCACAGGACAAUCACCAAGCAGAUAUUGGAGGACAUAUUCAAUGAUGAAAAGAACUGAAGUGAAAGACUUUUUUGUGUACAUAUUAUUCAUGUAUUUUUCUUCAAUUAAUUUUAGUAGUCAUAUGUAUACAAAAAUAUACCCAAAUACUGAUGAAUGCUGAGGACGGCAACUUUCUUGCAGAAAUAUGUAUUUAGAGCUUUCUAUAUGAAUGUCAUUAUGGUAUUUCUGGUAUAUUUUUGUAUAUGAUUAUUUAACCAAGAUCUCCAAAACUUCCCUUUAUAAUAAUUUUAGUAGGUAGAUAGACUUUUAAUCGUACAAUUUCUCAUCACUUGUAAAGUUUCAUGGCCAUUGAUAUGCAUUCCUACCAGGUAUUUUGGAACUAUAGACAGGGUGCUUCAGGUUUACACGCGGUAAAUUUCUAGCCGUUGAAAAUUACCGUGGCAUUAUUAAUGAUUUCGGCACCUCAAAAUCAACCGAAAAAUUCUGAAAAAAUAUAACAUUGAAAGGUAUUUGAAUGAUGAUUCUAUUUAAGUAAUAAAAAAAAUAGUCCACUCGCUUGCGAAAACCACGUUUUGCCAUAACAACACAUUUGUAACCGUGUGGCUAGAC
This is a messenger RNA of Phaedon cochleariae (mustard beetle), 1941 nucleotides long. Lineage: Eukaryota; Metazoa; Arthropoda; Insecta; Coleoptera; Chrysomelidae. The record is from the annotation of a GenBank genome assembly.